AUGGAACCAGGAUCAGCAAAACGACGAAAGACUGGCCACUCGCGCGGUGAAAGCGCAGUUGGCAACAUCGAUGCGGCUGCUUCCUCCGGUCUCUCCCGUGGCCGCGCAUUCAUCCUCGAAGCCGAAGAACUCCUCGACGAAGUGAAGCUCGACUAUGCGACCGCCCUCGAAGGUGUCGAUUCUCUCCUCCACAAGAUCAAGGGCUCCAUCGAAGCCAUCGAAACACACGACGCGCUCCAGAUCGCCGAGGCCGCCACCAAACUCGAAAAGAAACACAAGAUCCAGAUCCCGUUCCCCGAACCGCGUCCAUCCAAAGAGUCCAACUACAAGGUCGCCUUCGCAAAGCCUUCCCAGUUCAAUGUUGUCGGCAGCUAUGUGUCCAAGACCAUGAUCAAGGCCCAGAAGAGCCAUGCUGUGGAUAUGGUGGUCGUUAUGCCCGGAGAGACUCUGCAAGAGAAGGACUAUCUCGACCUGCGAUACUUUUACAAGAGAGCCUACUUCCUCGGUGUGGUUGCCGCUUCUCUACAAAAGCACUUGGCUGAGGAUGGAGAGCUUUCAUACGAAUAUCUGAACGGGAACCCUCUGUCCCCGAUUCUGUCGUUGAAACCAAAGGUCGAAGGAGAAAAGAAGGAGGGCCGACUGGACUACAGAGUGCGCAUCAUCCCUUGCGCCCCCGACAACUUCUUCCCCAAAUCCAAGCUUCAUCUGGGUGCUACCCUCGUGCGCAAAGCUGGUGGUGAAGACAAGGCCGCGACCAAGCCUACGCCAUUCUACAACUCGACUGUUAUUUCCGAGUCUUGCUUCUUCCCCUACCUGAAGCUCUUGCGACAAACCGAAAAGAAAUGCGCCGCGUUCAAGAAGGCUUGCAUCCUUGGUCGGGUAUGGUUGCAACAACGAGGACUGGGAAGCGACAUGGCGGAUGGUGGUUUCGGUCACUUUGAAUGGACGGUACUUCUGGCGCUUCUGCUCCAGAGCGGCGACAAUACCAGAGGCCAUGCGCCCUUGUCGACAUCCUUGAGCGCCACCCAGCUGUUCAAGGCCAUGAUCCAGUUCUUGGCUGUUACUAACCUCUCCGAGAAGCCGUGUGUUCUGGGCACUGCCACCGUCGAGACGGAGACCGCUGGUCCGGUUCUGUUCGACGCUGCUCGUGGGUUGAACGUUGCCUUCAAAAUGAGCAACUGGUCCGCCGGUAAGCUACACCAACACGCCAGGUGGACGAGGAACCUUCUCAACGACAGCACUGCCGACCAGUUCACCCCUACCUUCAUUCUCAAGGCCGACCUCCCCUGGCAAAACUACGACCUUAUUGCCCACCUCAAGUACGAUGCAAAGCAGGACAGGACGCAACCGACCGACUGCCGUGGACGGGUAUGGGAGUACAGCGACAAGGCGUACAGGGUGCUCAAGCGGGCUCUUCAGGACGAGGAACUGGGUGAGAGGGCUAGGUCGAUUCACAUUCAACUACCCAAGAGCUCAUCCUGGGAACUCACCAAGAAGCCUUCAACAAAGCAGAACCACACCGUCGAGAUUGGUGUCCUCUUCAACGCCGCCAACAUGACCCGCGCCGUUGACCGUGGUCCGGCUGCUGGACCCAGCAACGAGGAAAAGGAGGAAUGUGCCAAGUUCCAGAGAUUCUGGGGUGAGAAGUCGGAACUUCGUCGUUUCGAGGGUGACUCCAUCAGGGAAACCUUGAUCUGGUCGUCCACCUCCGCCUUUGACCUCUGCGAGGAGAUCAUGCGUUACAUCCUCAAGCUCCAUCUUCGCGUUGGGUACCUCGAGGACGAGCUCACCUUCCACGGCGACGGCUUCACCGAGCUGAUCCCCAUCAAGACGACCGACACCUCCGUCUUCAAUGCCGCUCGCAAGGCCUUUUCCUCCUUCGAGAAGGAUAUCCGCAACCUCGACGACAUGCCGCUGCACGUCAGGCAAAUUGCCCCCAUCUGCCCCGAACUGCGACACGCCUCCGUCAAGGUGCCCUUCUCCACCGUCUCCAAAUCCGGCCCCCGCCCACUUGAAUGCGUCAUCUCCUUCGAAGCCUCGGGCAAGUGGCCCGAAUCCAUCGUCGCCAUCCAACGCACCAAGAUCGCCUUCCUGCGCAUGAUCGGCGAUCUCCUGGAGCGUUCCAAGCCCGGCGAGGUCCGCAGCUACGUCGGUCUCGAGUCCUCCACCACCACCAACACGGAGCUCGAAAAUCUUGCCUACCUCGACAUCGUCUACGAGUCCGGCCCUGCCUUCCGUCUGCGCAUCCACUCCGACCUCGAAGAGGCCCUUCUCACGCGCCAGUCCCACGACAAGACCAUCGACCAACACCACCGCCACCAAGCCUCGGUGCUGCUUUCCAACUUCCGCAGACUCUACUACCACCUCCCCCUGCACACCCAAUCCAUCAACACCUUCGCCACGCGCUUCCCCGCCUUGUCGCCCACCAUCCGUCUCCUGAAGCACUGGUUCUCGUCCCACAAGCUCUCCUCCCAUUUUAGUCCGGAAUUCAUCGAGCUCGUCGCCCUGCAGGUCUUCCUUUGCCCCUAUCCCUGGGACAAACCCUCCUCCCCCUCCGUCGGCCUUCUCCGCGCCCUGCUUUUCCUCAGCAGAUGGGACUGGCGCUCCGAGGCCCUCAUCGUCGACACAAACGGCGACAUGCCCUCUGCCGAACGUUCCGCAAUCUCUACCCGUCUCGAAGCCUGGCGCAAGAUCGAUCCCUUGAUGAACCACACCGUUUUGUUCGUCGCCACUGCGCAAGAAUCUUCCGGUGUAGCCUACACGACCGUUAACGGCGUCGCGCAACCGAGUAAGGUCGUCGCCGCAAGAAUGACGGCCCUUGCCAAGACUGCCUGCCGCGUCAUCCGUGAGGAGGGCGUAGAGUUGGAUGCUAGACGCCUGUUCGUUCCUAGUACGAAGGAAUAUGAUGUCCUUUUCCACCUUUCUUCCAAGGCUCUCAAGUCCGUGGCAGGCGAAGACCCCCUCCCUCUUCCUUUGUCACCAAUCGACACCUUCUUUGAGAAACUCGAGGCCAUCUAUGGCAGCGGUAGCUCUGCUCCCCUCGUUUUCUUCAGAGGAGGCGAGGAUGAGAAGGUUGUUGGAGCUAUUUGGAACCCUACACUUGGAAAGAGGGCGUUUAAGGUUAACUUGGGGACGUCGUAUAAGCCCGUGGGCGCUGCUGGAGUUAGUGGGAAGAAGAGGAAGGGUGGGGAUGAGGAUGGAGAGGAAACUGAGAAUGAGGGAGAAGUGAUGGUGGAAGUCAACAGAGAUGCCAUCUUGAGCGAGAUUGCGAGGAUAGGAGGGGAGGUUUUGGAGAGGGUUGAGGCGCAGAGGGAGUAA
Messenger RNA from Sordaria macrospora k-hell, 3318 nucleotides. The record is from RefSeq and is a predicted model, not a curated record. NCBI's taxonomy places the organism in Eukaryota, Fungi, Ascomycota, Sordariomycetes, Sordariales, Sordariaceae.